AUGUGCAGAGAAGUCCUUAACCUGAUUCCUCAAAAAUACGAGGAUGUGAAUGUUGUUUCCGAACAAGGUGUAAGCAGAAGUUAUCGAGAGGCAUUUGAAGCCUCCAAUGCCAGGAUUCAACUAGAAGAUUUCAAUUCCUUUGAUGAUGAUGGCCGUCCCAAAAGAACUGGAACUAUGUGGACUGCAAGUGCCCACAUAAUAACAGCUGUUAUUGGGUCUGGAGUGCUGUCUCUGACAUGGGCUAUUGCUCAGCUUGGCUGGAUUGCUGGUCCUGCUUCAUUGAUUCUGUUCUCUGUGAUGACUUACUACACCUCCGGUCUUCUAGUUGCUUGUUACCGUAUUGGAGACCAAAUCACCGGCAAGAGAAACUACACCUACAUGGACGCUGUUAGAUCCCACCUAGGUCGUAUGAAUGCAAGGUUAUGUGGAUGGAUUCAGUAUGCGAACCUUUUAGGAGUGACAAUCGGUUACACCAUUGCAGCUUCCAUAAGCAUGAUGGCCGUUAAAAGGACUAAUUGUUAUCACAAUAGCGGAGGAAAAGAUCCAUGCAAAAUGAACAGCAGUGUGUACAUGAUUUCGUUUGGAAUUGCAGAAAUUGUAUUAUCCCAAAUUCAAGAUUUCGACCAGUUCUGGUGGCUCUCUAUUGUUGCUGCUGUCAUGUCUUUCACAUACUCUGCAAUUGGACUUGGUCUUGGAAUUGCUAAAGUUAUAGGUAUGGUUCUAUUCAUGUUAUGUUGGGUUGUCAUGAAACAGGACACAAUCAAAUCACCUCCUGAAGAGUCAAAGACAAUGUCGAAGGCUACUUUAGUGAGUGUCUUGGUGACAAGCAUUUUCUAUCUGCUAUGUGGUGGUUUUGGCUAUGCAGCUUUUGGAGAUUCAAGCCCUGGAAACCUGCUAACUGGUUUUGGCUUCUAUAACCCGUAUUGGCUCCUCGACAUAGCCAAUGUUGCCAUUGUUGUCCACCUUGUUGGUGCAUACCAAGUUGACUGCCAACCGCUGUUCCAAUUUAUUGAAAAAGUCGCAGCACAAAAAUUCCCAGACAGUGAUUUUAUAAGGAAGGAGUUUGAAGUACCAAUCCCUGGUUGCAAACCCUUCAAGCUCAACCUUUUCAGAUUGGUUUGGAGGACAAUUUUUGUGAUCUGCUGCACUGUCAUGGCAAUGUUGCUACCAUUCUUCAAUGACAUUGUGGGGCUUAUCGGUGCCAUUGCAUAUUGGCCACUCACCGUGUAUUUCCCAGUGGAGAUGUAUAUAGUUCAAACUAAAAUACCAAAAUGGAGCACAAAAUGGAUAUGCCUGGAGAUGCUUAGUGCUGCAUGCUUCGUCUUGGCAAUGGUAAGUGCAGUAGGUUCCAUUGCUGGAGUUCUUGAUGGUCUUAAAGUUUACAAGCCAUUCAUGACCAAUUACUAG
Molecule: messenger RNA, 1407 nt
Organism: Vigna umbellata (rice bean)
Lineage: Eukaryota; Viridiplantae; Streptophyta; Magnoliopsida; Fabales; Fabaceae
Source: RefSeq, a predicted model, not a curated record